AAUUGAACUUGCAGUGCCAAGAUGCCGUAUUAUCCAGGCACGCUCAGCAGUCCCUGUCCUGUGCAACUGAAGAAAGGUGAAAAGCAGACAUUCCCCACUCUGCAUGGAUCGAGCUUUUCCUCUCUCUGCCCUCUUGUUGCACAGCCUGUCAGACCGGAGCCAUUAGGAGCCAUCCAGCAACCCCUAUUCAAUCUCACCCACCCCUUAAGGAAAAAGAGCAGUGACAGAAAUGACAAAGCACAUUACCCUGGAAAUCUCUUGGGUCUGGGUAGCAGUAUCUCUAGCCAGGCUCCUCUGAGGCUUGUCUGACCCAACCUCCAACGUAAUCCUUUACUUCUUACAGAUACAAGGGAUAAAGCAGCACUACAUGACUACAUCCAAAUGGCUGUCCUCUGAGAUGGGAGUAUCUUCUCUUUCAGCCAUGUCACAGCCCAGAGUAGAAGGCUGCAUCCCUGCGAGAUAAGAAUGCCAGAUACCUCACUGACCCAUAAGUUAAUAUACCGGGGCAUCAGAUGAGGGAGACGGAGUCAGGGAAUCAGAAUGAUUACAGAAGUGUGGGGCAUAGCUGUCUUACCUCAAAAGUUUUCAGUCCUCACGGGGAAGCAGACAUUACUUAGAGAAGAAAAAACCCCUCUGUGUGGUAACUGCCUUCCGUCCAAUGGGAAUGAUACCAUCUCUACCUAACCAUCACUGCACUCCCCCAGAGCCUCUCAGAAAUCCCAGCCUGGAGUUUUUUCAGUAGCUCUUAGAUUUCUCUUCACCCUGAGGACAAGAUUUUAGAAUGGGGGAUGGGAGGAUGUUCCUGGGCACACUGGAGAGAAUAAAGCAGUGCUAUGCAUGUUCUUCACUCCCUUUCAGGAUGGCAGCAAGAUACCCUUCCAGCUACCCAUGGAUAAGGAUGCAAUCUAGUCUGGCUGAUAGGAAACCUCGGAGAAUUGAAAUUCUCCUUUCUUCACCAGUUCCUGGCCCUUUGCUUCCUAAAGCCCUGUCAUUUCAGCUCUGACACCAAGGCGAGAGACUGGGAGAUCUACAAAUAACGUCUGGGUAGCCGGUGUGAGUACAGAGGGUAUUGGGGGGGCUUAGCCCCCAAGGAAGAGGACCAGUCCUCCCCCAGCACCACCAUCAAGACCCCAGGGGCUCCCUCUUCCCUCCACAGACUGUGGACUGACUUAGGGAAUCCCAAACGAUGACAGAAAAGGAGGUGCUGGAGUCCCCUAAGCCCUCCUUGCCAGGAGAGACUCGGCAAAGUGGGCUACAGCGGCUGAAGCAGUUAUUCAGGAAGGAGUCUCCAGGAACAAAGGAAAUGGAGCUUCCCCCAGAGCCCCAGGCCAAUGGGGAGGCAGUGGGAGCUGGUGGGGGGCCCAUCUACUACAUCUAUGAGGAAGAAGAGGAAGAAGAAGAGGAGGAGGAGGAGCCCCCCCCAGAACCUCCUAAGCUUGUCAAUGACAAGCCUCACAAAUUCAAAGAUCAUUUCUUCAAGAAGCCCAAGUUCUGUGAUGUCUGUGCCCGGAUGAUUGUGCUCAACAACAAAUUUGGGCUUCGCUGUAAGAACUGCAAAACUAACAUCCACGAGCACUGUCAGUCCUACGUGGAGAUGCAGAGAUGUUUCGGCAAGAUCCCCCCUGGUUUCCAUCGGGCCUAUAGCUCCCCACUCUACAGCAACCAGCAGUACGCUUGUGUCAAAGAUCUCUCUGCUGCCAAUCACAAUGAUCCUGUGUUUGAAACCCUGCGCACUGGGGUGAUCAUGGCAAACAAGGAACGGAAGAAGGGACAGGCAGAUAAGAAAAAUCCUCUAGCAGCCAUGAUGGAAGAAGAGCCAGAGUCUGCCAGACCAGAGGAAGGCAAAACCCAGGAUGGAAACCCUGAAGGGAAUAAGAAGGCCGAAAAGAAGACACCUGAUGACAAACACAAGCAGCCUGGCUUCCAGCAGUCUCAUUACUUUGUGGCUCUUUAUCGGUUCAAAGCCCUGGAGAAGGACGAUCUGGAUUUCCCGCCUGGAGAGAAGAUCACAGUCAUUGAUGACUCCAAUGAGGAGUGGUGGCGGGGGAAAAUAGGGGAGAAGGUUGGAUUUUUCCCUCCAAACUUCAUCAUUCGGGUCCGGUCUGGAGAGCGUGUGCACCGCGUGACCAGAUCCUUCGUGGGAAACCGCGAAAUUGGGCAGAUCACUCUCAAGAAGGACCAGAUCGUGGUCCAGAAAGGAGAUGAAGCCGGCGGCUACGUCAAGGUCUACACCGGCCGCAAGGUGGGGCUGUUUCCCACCGACUUCCUGGAGGAGAUUUAGGCGUGCCGGCUCCUGCGGACGGGAUAUACCCAGGCCCCAUUCUGGGCAGGCCCAGUGGAGGUUGGGGAGGAAAGGGGAGAAAGCAACUAUGCUGGAUGGGGGAGGGGAGGGAAAGCCCGCCGGAGCUAGACGGGGCUUCGGGUUAGGGACUGGUUCCUGCCCCCCUCCCCCAGCCUCGGGCUUUGGAUACCUGGCGGGCAGAGCCGCCUCACCUGCAGCUCCUCAGGCCCAGCCCUUGAGAGCUGGAAGAAGAAGAACGCGUCUCCACCAGGAGGCGCCCCGGGGGUGUGGGAGGAGAACAGUCGAACGCUGCGACUGUAUUAAAGUUUUGAAAAAAGUUA
This is a messenger RNA of Lontra canadensis (Northern American river otter), 2622 nucleotides long. It is a transcript of the gene STAC3, whose product is annotated as SH3 and cysteine rich domain 3. The record is from RefSeq and is a predicted model, not a curated record. Lineage: Eukaryota; Metazoa; Chordata; Mammalia; Carnivora; Mustelidae. Gene Ontology annotation, molecular function: protein binding. Gene Ontology annotation, biological process: skeletal muscle contraction; positive regulation of protein localization to plasma membrane; positive regulation of voltage-gated calcium channel activity. Gene Ontology annotation, cellular component: extrinsic component of cytoplasmic side of plasma membrane.